Misgurnus anguillicaudatus (oriental weatherfish) is the source of this 1608-nucleotide messenger RNA. The record is from RefSeq and is a predicted model, not a curated record. NCBI's taxonomy places the organism in Eukaryota, Metazoa, Chordata, Actinopteri, Cypriniformes, Cobitidae.
CAGCAAGUCUUCGCCCCGCCCUCUCAGAGAUAGUGGAAAACAUAUUGUACAUGUGAUCGGUUCUAUAUCUUCGGUUAUCGCUUAAAAAAAGGAUUACGGAGGAAAUUCACUGACGAAUCUUAUCGGUUGGCAGAAAACCAUGUGACUCACUGUUCAUGUGGUUCGUGGUCAGAGCAUUUGCAAUGCAAAGGUUAACCCAUGAGACUAUCAGAGCCCAAGUAUGAACCAAGGGAGCGGUGCUUGUUUGUGGACCUCAGUAUCUCAGGACACCCCUGCACCAUGUGAUCGUUACAAGCAUGCUUCUUGUGCACACAGAGGAUAUGUGUACGUACUAGGAGGCAGAGAAAAAUGCUCACUGAGAGAUUUCUGGAAAUAUAAUGUGGUAUUAAACCAGUGGACUGAGCUUCCCUGUAAUUGCGAGGAAGCACCUGAAGAACUGGAGGAACAUACCAUGGUAGCGCAUCAGGGAUUUCUUUACGUCUUUGGAGGACUGCAAGAUUCAGCAUAUAGUAACUCAAAAAUACCUUUUUGGGUGUUUGAUGCAGUUAGAGAAUGCUGGAUUAACUGGAAAACUGGGAUUGAAACUGUACUGGGAGUGACACCAUUAAAUAGGAAGGGGCAUAGUGCAGUCACCUUUGGGUCAUCUAUGUAUGUCUAUGGUGGAUACAUCGAUAUAAGAGGAUCAACAAAGGAAUUCUGGAAAUUUAAUUUUGAUUCCGAGGUGUGGUCACUACUUAAUAACAUACAAGGUGGUCCCGGUCCCAGACAUGGUCACUCAGCCGUAACACAUCAGGAAUGUAUGUACAUCUAUGGUGGCCUUCAGGGCCUUAAGGAACAGAAAGACCUGUGGAGAUGGAGUUUUACCUGUCAAAACUGGAGCUGCAUCAAAUUCCAUUCAGGUCCCUCAAGACUUGUUGGCCACUCUGCUGUGUUGUUUAAGGACAGCAUGCUCAUUUAUGGUGGAGGGGAAACCCAAAGUUUACCUCAGAAUACCUUGUGGAGUUUCAACCUGAGCACAAUGACCUGGAAGAAGCUCCCAUUGCUAACGGGAUCUACCUCUCCAUACCGGAUUCAUCACUGCAGCAUUGGUCUAGGUCCCAGUUUCCAACCCACAGUACCACUCGGUGUCCAUUGUAAGGAAAUACCAAAUUCUUACAUACAUAAUAAGCUGAGACCUUUCAAGAACAAAUGCCUACCGUCUAACUCCCCAAAGCAAGAAAACUACAUUGAGCUCCAGACUUUUAAAGAGGAGAAUAAUAUGAUUUUACCAGAUUUUAGUAUUGCACUUAAAGAAGCCAAGUUGAAAAGCAACUGUCUCACUUUUGAGAACCAAGAGGCUGUUAGUGAGAAACACGUUAGAAGUCACAUGACAGAAGAAACCGAGGAUGCUAUUCUACAUGUACCAGACUUGCUUUUAGUAAUGGGAGGUAAACCUGUACAAGGACACCAAGGGAUUUCAGUGUGGCAUAUGCCAAUGGCAUAAAUGUGUGAAAAAAGAGGAUUUUAGUGAUGCAUCUUAUUUUCUCUAUGAGAAAUAAGGCUUUAGUAGCAAUACCCACAUCCUGUGGCAAUAGGGUUGCAUUAAAAUGGAAUUCAGUCUUGUGCAAA